UUGCUGACGGUUGAACAAGCUCCUUAAAAUAAUUAAUUUUAUUUUACUUUUCCAAAGUCAAAACGUUGUGAAAAUGCCUUCGCAUGCGGUUAUUCCAUCGCCCAUUGCCUCGCGCAAGUUACCUCCUGGCAGAUCUAUGCCCAGGUCUUCAGCUAGGAAUAUCAAGCAGCGUUUGGGCGAGAAAUUUCGUAAUACCGAGGUGGUCAGACGCGCUCUCGGCGAUGAAUUCAACGAGUGGAACGAUCGGCGUAUUUGGAAUGACAAUAUUUCCGGUGGAGCCGGAUUAUUGUCAGAGCCAAAUCCGCCACCACCGCCAGAGAAUCUGGACUGGAAUAACACUUAUCGUCGUCGCGAGAUGUCGCCCAAUAUUGAGGCCUUUAUGAACUUCAAUGAUCAGCCGGAACCCGAGUACAACAAUGAAGUUUAUGUGGGACCGGAGCGCUUUUCUUCGAAUGAUUUUCAGCGCGGCAUGAAACAGCCAGCCAUCAUCCGGAACUUCCCAGAUCUUUCUAAUUCAGCACUCAAGGACAGUUUCUCGUCUGGUGACUAUCACAGCUUCGAGGGUCGUCGCGGAGACUCUGGUUUCAUGGAGUCUUCUUCGUCGUUCAAUUAUGGCGGCCCGGAGAUAAGUCCCCAAGAUUAUACGGGACAGAGAGGUCUGGGCAACGAUCAAUGGCGGCCAUAUGAUCUGCCGGCAGAAGUGGCCAAGAAGCGGCGCCGCGAGCCGAGCCCCCGCGUUCCUGAGCGUCCUCGUGCUGCUCCGGAGAUUUUAGACAAAGUCUAUCAUAUCGGAGGCUACAAGUUGCCAUACAUCACCAACGGAGUGCGGCUGCCGCAGCCAGAAUCAAAGUCCUUCCUCGCUCGUUUCUUUAAGAAAAGCCCGGCUUAUCGCAUUACUCGCAAGAAAGGCAAGGAGCGCUCCCCCGUAGAGCAUGUCUAUCUUGAGUCGAUGGAUGUCAACGAAUUUGAGGAUGAGGGAGGAAAGCACUUCUCCCUCUACCGUUUCCGCGAGGACAUCGCCAAGGAGCUAACCAAGGUCUAUCGCGGCAGAUUUUAUCGCACCUGGGACGGCUGGUGGAAGGAUUUCAACAGCAUCAACUUGGACAUAGACAAGGAACUGGACAAGUUCGAGGAUUUCAACGUAAAGUAUAACUUCAUGCCUCCCGGCGUAACUUGGAACUUCGCCGAUCUGAUCAACAAGGCCAAGAUCGCUCUGACCAAGAAUCGUAACAACUAUUUGGGUAACAUGCGGAUCAUCUACGGCCUUAUGGAUCACACCAUCCUGGCCAACAUGCCCAUGGAGGCAGUGGCCAAGCUGCAGGACUUGAUCCGCAGUGUGCCCAAUCACCUGUGGAUCUACAAGUUGCGCUGCAUGGUCUACCUCUGGUACAACUACAAACAGGUGAUGGACAAUAAGGACACCAAAGACAAGAAGUACCAGCACGUGUCCAAGGAGUGGAACAGCCCCGUCAUCCACUGGGUAGCCAAGCAGGCCUUCAAUGAGCUGCGCAACAUCAGCCAAACCGAGUAUCCAGCUUUUAACAAGCUCUAUCGCACAGCCAAGGGUGCCAAGGCUUGAAUUGAAAUUUACAAAACUUACAACAGCUUACUCAUUACCUAAUUAAAUGUAAUAAACAUAACAUUGGAUUGAAUAAAUAUGCAACAAUGAAACCUCUUUUGCAGCGAUAAUCCUA
Drosophila kikkawai is the source of this 1694-nucleotide messenger RNA. RefSeq lists its product as uncharacterized. The record is from RefSeq and is a predicted model, not a curated record. NCBI's taxonomy places the organism in Eukaryota, Metazoa, Arthropoda, Insecta, Diptera, Drosophilidae.